This is a messenger RNA of Puccinia triticina, 750 nucleotides long. RefSeq lists its product as uncharacterized. Gene Ontology annotation, molecular function: 4 iron, 4 sulfur cluster binding; NADH dehydrogenase activity. Gene Ontology annotation, cellular component: membrane. The transcript is spliced from 6 exons. Gene Ontology annotation, biological process: mitochondrial electron transport, NADH to ubiquinone; mitochondrial respiratory chain complex I assembly. The coding region runs from base 1 to 750 and encodes 249 amino acids. Lineage: Eukaryota; Fungi; Basidiomycota; Pucciniomycetes; Pucciniales; Pucciniaceae. The record is from RefSeq and is a predicted model, not a curated record.
AUGCUCUCACUCACCACGAAGAGAUGGACGGCCUCGAGUCUCCGACUGACGGCCCGGGGACUCACGGGCACCGCGAGGAGCCAGCUCGCCCAUCCGGCCCCACAGAAGGACUUCGAUCCGAUCCCCGCCCCGGCUCAGACCCCAGACCUACCACCGUUCCACUUCGGCGCUCCUCCCUCCUCCGAUCAGCACGAACCGCCGGAAUUCAAUUACAAGGAUCCCGCCUAUAAACCGAUCGUUUACAAAGACUACUCUACUGGACCAAGCGCUCUCGAUAAGGCUGCUAAGCUCUUCUUCCUCACCGAAAUCGCUAGAGGCAUGUGGGUCGUCUUGGGUCAGAUGUUUCGUCCUCCGUAUACGAUCAUGUAUCCGUUUGAGAAGGGACCCGUCUCGCCCCGGUUUCGGGGAGAGCACGCCUUGCGAAGAUAUGCCAGUGGAGAGGAGCGUUGUAUAGCUUGUAAACUGUGCGAGGCGAUUUGUCCAGCACAAGCGAUCACGAUCGAGAGUGAGACUCGAGAGGACGGCUCACGACGGACGACGCGAUACGAUAUCGAUAUGACCAAGUGUAUCUAUUGUGGGUUCUGUCAAGAAGCCUGUCCGGUCGACGCGAUUGUCGAGAGUCAGAACACCGAAUAUUCGACCGAGACCCGUGAAGAAUUGCUCUACAACAAGGAGAAACUCUUGGCUAACGGCGACCGCAUGGAAUCGGAAAUUGCGGCAAACCUUCACGCCGAUCAUGUCUAUAGAUGA